Messenger RNA from Erythranthe guttata (spotted monkey flower), 2207 nucleotides. NCBI's taxonomy places the organism in Eukaryota, Viridiplantae, Streptophyta, Magnoliopsida, Lamiales, Phrymaceae. The record is from RefSeq and is a predicted model, not a curated record.
UAAUUAAUUUGGAUUAUAUAUAUUAAUAUUUCAUCCUACUACUUAAGUCUGCAGCGCAUAGAGCUACACAACAAAACAUAACUCAUAAGUUUGUUUUCGAUAAAAAGAAAGAAAGGAGAAAUCUUUGCCACCAUGAUUAGUUUAUUUGUUUCCAAUCAUUGACUUGCUUUCUUCCGACAACUCAAAUUUCAAAACAAAAACCAAAAAAAAAAAAAACUUAUAUCUUUUUCUUGUAAGAAAAGAAAAAAUGAAGUCCAUGAGUGAAGAAAACAGCAACAACUGGUUGGGUUUUUCUCUUUGUGCAGGUUCGAGCAUGGCGGAGGGUUCAUCAUCCGAAGCUGUUAAUGAAAAUCAUACUGCUAAUUAUUUUUCUUCUUCUUCUUCUUCUUAUUAUCCUGGGAUUUAUUACAAUGGUGGUGGUGUUGAUAAUGGCGGAAAUGGCUUUUACUCGCAUUUAACGGUUAUGCCGCUCAAAUCUGACGGCUCUUUGUGCUUGAUGGAAGCUAUCAACAGAUCACACCCACCAGCUCCGAAAUUGGAGGAUUUCUUUGGUGGUGCUACAAUGGGGGCCCAUCACCACCACUACGAGGGUUGUGACGGCGGCGGAGAAAUGGCUCUAAGUUUAGACAGCAUGUACUAUCACCAAACCCACACCCACAACGGCGGCGCCGGCGGCCAUGAUUUUCUCAACUCCGGCGGCGGCGGCGGCCACCAGCAUGUACUUCAGCUUCAAGAGUACGCGAACUACUCACCGUUUCGAGGCCAAGAAGAUAUUAAUUACCAGGCGGCGGCGGCGGCGACGACGAACAAAGAACACGGCCUUCAGGUGCCGACGACAAUGGCGGAGGAAGAAAUAUCCGCCAUGAAAAAGUGGGUUUCGAGAAACUACUCGAACAACUUGGAGGACAAUGCCGGAGAGCCCGGGCUGCCGCCGCCGGCGGCGGCGACGUUGGGCUCGAUGGGAUACAGUGAUCUACAGUCUCUGAGCUUGUCGAUGAGCCCCGGUUCACAGUCGUCGAGCUGCGUCACCGCCGGUUCGCAGCUCGUUCCGGCCGCCAUGGGUGCUGAUUGCGCGAGCUUCGAUACCAAGAAAAGGGGACCCGAUAAAGUUGACCAGAAACAAGUCGUUCAUCGGAAAUCUCUCGACACUUUUGGUCAACGAACUUCUCAGUACAGAGGCGUCACUAGGCACAGAUGGACUGGUAGAUAUGAAGCACAUCUAUGGGACAACAGUUGUAAGAAAGAAGGCCAAAGCAGAAAGGGGAGGCAAGUUUACCUAGGGGGGUAUGACAUGGAAGAAAAGGCUGCUAGGGCUUAUGAUUUGGCAGCACUCAAAUACUGGGGACCUUCUACCCACAUCAAUUUUCCUUUGGAAAAUUACCAGCAAGAACUUGAAGAUAUGAAGAACAUGAGCAGACAAGAAUAUGUAGCUCACUUAAGAAGGAAAAGCAGUGGGUUUUCUAGGGGUGCUUCUAUUUACAGAGGAGUAACAAGCAGACAUCAUCAACACGGGCGCUGGCAAGCCCGAAUCGGCCGUGUGGCCGGAAACAAAGAUCUUUACCUCGGAACUUUCAGCACCCAAGAAGAAGCGGCCGAAGCGUACGAUGUGGCGGCCAUCAAAUUCCGAGGUGUGAAUGCGGUCACGAACUUCGACAUCACCCGUUAUGACGUGGACAGGAUCUUGGAGAGCAACGGGUUACUCUCUGGUGAAAUGGCGAGGCGCGUUAGCAAAGCCCUGACUUCUUCCUCGUGCAGUACUGAAAAUGCGUUGAUGAAUAAUGUGGGGCCCGCCGUCGGAGAUUUUAAAGAUGGGGGUUAUUUGUCUGCGGUUCCGGAAAGUACAAUGAGGAACGGUACAGGCUUGAGCAGCAGCUCUAGAGAGAGUCCCACUAAAAACAUGGUUGUCGUUCCGAUGCAGUUUGCUUUGCCUGCUCCGUUGAGUAACGCGGGCCAGUGGGGCCCGUUGACCGGCCCGAUUAGGAGUCAAGUGCCGCUUUUUUCUGCUUGGACUGAUGCUUCUUGAUGUAGUAAUUAAUUCUUGGGGGAGGAAAAAUUUGGGAAAUGGAAGUUUAUUUAAAAAAAUUAGUGGCGGGAAUUAAAUUGAUUAAGGGGUUUAUUUAAAUUUUGUGUUUUGGUGGGGGGUUAGGGGCUAAAUAUUAUUUCAAGAAUGUUCCAAAGUGUUUUAUGAAAUUAAUGAUUUUGGGCUA